Molecule: messenger RNA, 1073 nt
Organism: Abrus precatorius (Indian licorice)
Lineage: Eukaryota; Viridiplantae; Streptophyta; Magnoliopsida; Fabales; Fabaceae
Product: xyloglucan endotransglucosylase/hydrolase protein 22-like
Exons: 3
Coding region: 56-916 (286 amino acids)
Biological process (GO): cell wall biogenesis; xyloglucan metabolic process
Cellular component (GO): apoplast; cell wall
Molecular function (GO): xyloglucan:xyloglucosyl transferase activity; hydrolase activity, hydrolyzing O-glycosyl compounds
Source: RefSeq, a predicted model, not a curated record
AUCACACCUACACCCAUUUCCAUAACAAUUCACUUCUUACUCGCGACCCUUUUUCAUGGCUUCUAUUACCUCUUCAUGCCUUGUGCUUCUUAUUCCUCUGCUUGUGAGCCUUUACACUCGUGUCUGUGUUGCUGGAAACUUCAACCAAGACUUUCAGAUUACAUGGGGAGAUGGUCGUGCAAAAAUUCUCAACAAUGGAAAUCUUCUCACUCUCUCACUUGAUAAGGCCUCUGGCUCUGGCUUUCAGUCCAAGAAUGAAUACUUAUUUGGCAAAAUUGAUAUGCAGCUCAAGCUUGUUCCUGGAAACUCUGCUGGCACCGUCACUGCCUAUUAUCUCUCCUCAAAGGGAUCAACAUGGGAUGAGAUUGACUUUGAAUUCUUGGGGAAUCUAAGUGGUGACCCUUAUAUUCUACACACCAAUGUGUACAGCCAAGGCAAGGGCAACAGGGAGCAGCAAUUCUAUCUCUGGUUUGACCCAACUGCGGAUUUCCACACAUACUCAAUUCUCUGGAAUCCCCAACGCAUUGUUUUUUCAGUGGAUGGCACCCCCAUCAGGGAGUUCAAGAAUUUGGAAUCAAUUGGAGUUCCUUUUCCAAAGAACCAAGCCAUGAGGAUAUACUCAAGCCUUUGGAACGCUGAUGAUUGGGCCACAAGGGGUGGACUCGUUAAGACUGAUUGGUCCAAAGCACCUUUCACCGCUUCAUAUAGGAAUUUCAAUGCAAAUGCUUGUGUAUGGAACGGUGGAAAAUCCUCAUGCAAAUCAAAUUCAGCUUCCUCUGCAUGGCUAUCACAAGAGUUGGAUUCAACGGGUCAACAGAGGCUGAAGUGGGUGCAGAAGAACUACAUGAUUUACAAUUACUGCUCAGACAGGAAGAGGUUUCCCCAAGGCCUCCCACUGGAAUGCACUCGUUCCUAGACCACUGGGAUUGUCAAAUUCACUUAGUUUGUUCACCUCUAGCCACAAUGUGUUACAUUAAAUUCUUUUAUUCCGUUUAUAUGUUUGUAGUUGCGAUGUAAAACAUCAUGUGUAAAAUAACGUUUUGUUAUUUGCAAAUUGUAUGUCCAAACUUUAC